Trichomonas vaginalis G3 is the source of this 4137-nucleotide messenger RNA. Its product is annotated as DNA polymerase alpha catalytic subunit family. Gene Ontology annotation, biological process: leading strand elongation; lagging strand elongation; mitotic DNA replication initiation. The record is from RefSeq and is a predicted model, not a curated record. Gene Ontology annotation, molecular function: DNA replication origin binding; pyrimidine nucleotide binding; purine nucleotide binding. The coding region runs from base 1 to 4137 and encodes 1378 amino acids. Gene Ontology annotation, cellular component: alpha DNA polymerase:primase complex. NCBI's taxonomy places the organism in Eukaryota, Parabasalia, Trichomonadida, Trichomonadidae. The transcript has a single exon.
AUGAGUAGGCGUUCAUCUCGUCAGAAAGAUGAGAAGAGUGCCGUUCAAGAGUUAAUGGAAAAAGAAGCAUCAUUGAGCUCAUCAUCUUCAGACGAUGAAGGAGAUGAAGGCUCAUAUGAUAGCUUAUCUGACGAUGGUUUCAUUGCUGAUGGUACAUACGAAGACGAAUUCAAAGUUAACAAACCAAAACAGCCAAAGAAACCAGAACAACCACUUGAAGAGGGUCAAAAAUCAAUUACAGAUCUUUUAGGAAAAACAAAGAAAAAAUCUACUCCAAAAUCAAGCAAAAAUACAGAUAUUGCCGAUAAGUUAUUCCAAGAGUUCAUGACUACAACAUCUACAACAGCAUCUAAGCCAUCAAAAUCUACAUCUUCUUCUAGUGAUAAAAAGAAAUCAAUUUCGGAAGGAUUUGCAGCUAAAUUAUCUGCAAAAAGCAAAGAACAAGCUAUUAAGCAAGAAAAGGAAGCUGCAGCUGCCGAAGUUAAAAAACAAAAAGUUGAAUCUCAGAAAACAGAACCAAAAACAGUUUCAGUCGAAAAAGUUAAGCGUGGACCAAAGACAGAACCACGCGACAGGAAACCUGUUAUCAAACCUGCAGAACCAGUCAAUAUUCCUGAUGUUCAAGAAGAAGAUCCAUUACCUGAAAUUGCAGAGACACCAAUUACAAGUAAAAUGCAAACAGAGUCAUUCCAUAAUGAAAAUUUCCAGAUGUAUUUAUUCAAUAUUGUUGAAGAUACAGGAAAAUUAUAUCUUUUCGGAAAAGCUUUCGCUAAAUCAAAGAAGAUGGUAACUGUUUGCGUAGUUAUCUCAAAUCCACGUCGUAUCAUUCAUUUUCUUCCAACUUUCAACGAAAUUGAUGACUGCAAAUCUGAAAUCCAAAGUUUGCAUCAAAAGGCAAUUGUAUAUCCAGAAUAUUUGAAAUAUGCAUUUGGUGAUUCUGAUAUUUCACAAAUGUCUCAAUGGAUUACUGCCGAAUUACCAGGUAAUUACGACAUUUCAAAGAUUCCUAUGAUAGGAAAGCAUUACAACAAAGUCUUUGGCUGGAGUUCCUCACUUACAGAAUGCUUCAUCAUGCGUUACAAGAUCAUGGGACCUUGCUGGAUUAAAUUCAAGAAACGGGUUGAAAAUCCACAAAAUUUGGUUUCAAUUGUUUCUCAAUUAAACUUCGAACUUUCUGAUGAAUUCAAGAAAGACGAGCCAGAGAUUGAGAUCCUUGAUAAGACCGACAUCCCAGAAUUCAACCUCGCAUGCAUCUCAGUCAAAACAGAAUACGACAACACGAAGAAAGAACACGUAAUCAGAAUGAUUUCUUUGAGAGUUUUCGCAAAAUGUGCCAUUACAAAGUUAUCAUCAAAUGAUUGCCACAAAGCAACUUAUUACUGGAUGCUUGGCAACAUUAAGAAUUCAGAGCUCCCAGGAACACCUUUCAACAACGAGAAAGACAUGUUGGAAAGGUUCAUCACCGAUAUCCAAAACUCUGACAUUGAUUUGAUUUUGUCAUUCGGAUUUAAUACAUUUGAUGGCCAAAUCAUUGCUCAGAGAUUGAUCCAGCUCAAAGUCAAGGACUGGUACAGAAUUGGAAGACUGAAAAGAUCAUUCCCAAGAGAUAACAUCACUAAGUUCUCCAAGAACACAUUACUUAUUCUUAGUGGUCGUUUGCCAGUUGAUAUCAGAGUUUCUGCUGAUGAAUUCUUGCAUUCAAAGGCAAAUGAUUUCGCUUCUGUUAUUCAACAGGAAUUAGGUAUAUUAGUUCCUGAUUUGGAGACAUCCAAUUUCUCCCAGUUGAUCUUCAACAUUCCGAUGCUCAAGAAGUACGUAAUUGCUAAUGAAAACAACACUGCUUACAUCAUUAAUUUGACACGUAAAAUCCAUAUCGUUCCUUUGACUUUACAAAUUUCUCAAUUGUCAGGUGCAUUGUGGUCGAGAGUUUUGCUUGGAAAGGCAUCCCCAAGAUCAGAAGCAUUGCUUGCUCACGAGUUCAUCAACAGAGGCUACGUUAUUCCUGAUAAAUCACAAGUCAAAGUUUCUGGAAAGAGAGAAGAUGCACAAUAUAAAGGUGGCCACGUUUUGGAUCCGAAAAGAGGUUUCCACGAGAAUUACGUAACAGUUCUCGAUUACAACUCUCUUUAUCCAUCAAUUAUCAGACAGUAUAACAUCUGUUUCACAACAAGAAUGGUUGCAAAUCCAAACCAAAACAGUGCUGUCCUUCCAAAGAUCAUGGCUGAAUUAUUGAACAAGAGAAGUGAAGUCAAGAAAGACAUGAAAGAAAAAGGAGAUGCACAGUUCCAAGUUACUCAACAGAUUGAAGAACUGGAGAACAAGAUCAAGGCUGGAGAAGAUUCAGUUGGAAACAAGAAUCAUCUUGAAGCUCUCAAGAAGAAAUUGGACAAUUUAGAUACAGAAUUAAGAUCAUUGAACAUCAAACAGUUGGCCGUCAAGAUUUUGGCAAACUCAAUGUACGGUUACUUAGGUUACAAAGGAUCUCGAUUCCCUGCUACUAAAUUGGCUGAAGAAAUUACAAAGAAAGGUAGAGAAGCUCUUCAAGCUGUUAUUGACAUUGUCGAGCAUUUCCAGUACGAAGAUUCCAACCAAUUCUCAAUUGUUUAUGGUGAUACAGACUCUGUCAUGGUUGAUUGCAUGACAAGAGAUGAAACAAGAGCAAGAAAUGUUGCCAUGGGAAUUUGCCAAGCAGUCGAACUUCAUUUCAAGAAGCAGCGCAAGAAUGGCGAUGCUGUCAUGAAAUUAGGUUUAGAUCACUUGUUCAAGAAGAUGCUUUUGGUUUCUAAGAAGAAAUACGCAGCUUUGGAUCAACUUCCAAAUGGAAAUCUCAACUUAGAACUCAAAGGUUUGGAUAUGGUCAGAAGAGAUUGGUGCUUCUUAACACGCUAUCUUUCAUAUUUUGUCAUUUCCACAUUCAUGUUUGGUGAAAACUCGGAUGAUUCCAUCGAAAAGAUCUUAAACGAAAUGGAAAGAGUUGCCGCGAUGUUAAGAAACAACGGAGAACUUCCUGAUGACCAGAAAUCAGAAGUUGAAUACGAAACUUCUAAUGACAUGAAAGUUCUCAUGAAAGCUGAAAGAAAAGUCAGAUUACAAUCUGUUAUUCCACAGUUUUUGAUCAUCACAAAGAUGCUUACGAACAGAUUAGAAACAUACAAAGACAACUCUCCACACGCAGCUGUCGCCAGAUACAUGCAAGACAAGAUGAAGAAAGAGAUUUCUCCUGGAUCAACAAUCGAAUACAUCAUUGCAAAAGACAACUUCACACCACGUGAAGAACUUGAAGGAUCUGAGCCAAUGUCUGAAAGGACACAAGCAAGAACAAACAUUGCUUCUAAGGCUGUCUACAAAGAUCUCAUCAAGGAAGUUAGUGAUGCUGAUAUCGAAUGGUACAUCACAAACCAGAUCUUCAAUCCAGUCUGGAGAUUGUGCGAACCAUUCGGUGGAAUGGAGAAAGGAAUGCUUGCAAAGGCUCUUGGCGUUAAAUAUUCUGCUCCAUCUGUUAUUUCAUAUGACAAUGAAUAUCAGACAAAUGUUGUCAUUCCUCACAACGCGGAAUUGACUUUCGCAUGCCCAUACUGUGAGAAUAGAAUCACAGCAUCUCCAUUCCCAUCCAAAUAUCUCAAAUGCCCACAUUGCAAUGAACAAAUUGAUUGGCAUUUGGCAGCGAAUUUGUUGUUGCAAUCUCUCAGGAAAUUUGUGAUUGAUAACAAUCCAAAUCACAUGGAAUCUAAAGGUUUCAUGGAAGCUGAAUUCGAAUCAGUACAAUUACCUUUGUCUACUUUGUCAUUGCAAAGCACAAAGACUCCUCUCAAGCUCAAGUUGAGCCCUGGAGAAAUGUUCAACACUCUUCGCUACUUCGCAAACAUUUUUGCUCCAAGAAAAGAUGUUUCUGAAGACGAUUCUUUGUAUGAAGAAUUCAGAGUCUACAUGGAAUCUCAUUGCAGAAGGUUCUUGAAUGACCAUGGAUUCUCUCAUAUCAACUUCUCACUCUUCCUAGGUCCAGCAAACGCUAUCCAAACCGUCCAAACAACAAAUGAUAAAGAAAACGAAGAAGGAAAUGAAGCUCAAAAUGAAGAAGGCGAAGAUGAUGAACAAGAUUCUGUUGCCAAUACUGAUGAAGAGAACGAUGAGAUAUAA